CGCUGCCUAUGCUGGCGGGCCUCCGCUCAUUCUUUCUUCAUUCUGCCUUCAUUCAGCCCUUCUUCUUGUCUCUCGUUCCUCCAUUCUAUUCUUGUCCCGGCUGUGCUAGCUAGGGUCUGCUCACUUUUGCCUCCAGUGUGGCUGGUCCACCGUUGACUUCUCGUUCUUUCGUUCUACCCGCUGGAAUUGUGGUGUUUACUUUCCUUUGCUCCAUUUCUUCUCGCACCAGCGCGGCAUCACCAUGGAGUCCAAUCUGUGGUAUGAGAUGCUCAAUGACACCCUCUGUUAUGCCAAUCUGUGGGUAUUCGCCUGCCUCAUCGCCCUCGUCUUCCUCUGGCAGACCUCUUUCCGCUUUGCCGCCCACCUGCGACGCCUGACCACCUUCACGGACAAGCGCCAAUCCUACCAUCGCGUCCCGAACCAGCGCCUGGCAUGGGUGAAGCGUCAUCUCCUCUAUGCGCCGCUGCUGCACAACCGACACAAUCGUGAAUGGCAGCUGUCGCGCGCCGUCAACAUGGGCACUCUCCCUAGCCGCUUCCACACCUUACUAUUGACCACCAUCAUCGUCAUGAACGUGGUGCUGUGCACCAAUACCGUGCCAUAUGGAUCCACAGAGUCGACGGUCGCCGAGCUGAUCCGGAACCGCACCGGAUACAUGGCCACCGUCAAUCUGUUCCCGCUGUUCGUCAUGGCCGGGCGCAAUAACCCCCUGAUUCGGCUGCUGCAUGUUCCGUUCGAUACCUGGAAUCUGCUGCAUCGAUGGCUGGGCCGGAUCGUGGUGCUCGAGGGCCUGGCUCAUAUCAUUGCGUGGGGCGUGCCCAAGGUGCAAACCUAUGGAUGGUCAACUGCCUUGGGGACCCUGAAGAAGCCCUUUAUGUUUAACGGUCUCAUGUGCCUCGUGGCCAUGGUGAUCAUCUUCUUACAGUCCCCGUCCCCCAUCCGACACGCCUUCUACGAGACCUUUCUGCAUCUCCAUAUUGUCUUGGCCGGCGUGGCGGUCGCCUUUCUCUGGCACCACGUCUACCGCUACUCGUGUCGCUACUAUCUGUAUGCCGCAGUCGCCUUCUGGGCUCUUCAGUGGCUGGCGCGGUUCCUGAUCCUCCUGUACCGCAACUACGGCUUUGGCCGGCGUACCACAGCGUAUCUCGAAGCUCUGCCCGGCGAUGCAGUCCGCGUCACCCUACAACUCGCGCGUCCCUGGACGUUUUCGCCGGGCCAGUACUGCUAUCUCUACAUUCCCAAGUUCGGGUGGAUCACGUCGCAUCCGUUUUCGGUUGCGUGGGGUGAAACCGGCCAGACCUUGCUGGGUUCGUACAACGAAAAGAUGGCCGAGGUGGAAGCAGGCGCGGAGACGAACUCCCCCGGUCUGGGGUGCAAAGUCACCUCCAUCUCCCUGCUGAUCCGGCGACGGACGGGCUUCACCGAUAAAUUGUUUAAGGAGGCCUACGCCCAUGGUCGGCUCCAGCUCCCGUUCGACCAUCUGGGCCGGGGCUCAGGCAGUACCCGGCGGUCGUCGAUGUCGGAAUUCCCCUCGGCUGCUCUGAAAGUCAAUGCCCUCGUCGAGGGCCCGUACGGCAAUCUCCACACGCUGGAUUCCUACGGCACGGUGCUGCUCUUCGCGGGCGGCGUCGGCAUCACCCAUUGUAUGCCGUUCAUCCGCCACCUGGUGCAGGGUCACAGCGACGGCACGGUGGCCGCCCGCCGGGUGACUCUCGUGUGGAUUAUUCAAUCACCCGAGCAUCUGGACUGGAUUCGACCGUGGAUGACCACGGUGCUGAGCAUGGAGGGCCGCCGCGAUGUCCUGCGGAUUCAGCUCUUCGUGACGCGUCCGCGGAACCCUCGCGAGAUCAAGAGUCCGAGCGCGACCGUCCAGAUGUUCCCGGGACGGCCGGAUGUGGACACGCUGAUCCAGAUGGAGGUGGAGCAUCAGGUCGGGGCCAUGGGGGUGCUGGUGUGUGGCCAUGGGGGAUUGAGCGAUGAUGUCCGGCGGGCGUGUCGCCAGCGGCAGGGGGGGAAGGAGCUGGACUAUAUCGAGGAGAGUUUUACCUGGUAAGCAUGCCUCGGUGGAUAACAUGGUUUGUGCCUCCUCGUUCAAUGCCCCUACGAUCAUGACUGGCUCAAUGCACCUCCUGAGAAUGUAGGCAAGCAGGGGGAUGUUGUGUGGUGCUGGACCAUGUAGUAGACGUCUGAAUAGAUUCUCGGCUGUCCUUAGCCAGCCGUCAGGGUGCUGUGUACUACUGCGUACUGCCCUUGGAGUGUAACAAGCCACAGCACCCCAAGGUUGUCUGGUCAAGAUAAUGCUUGGUCCAUAUGUAAUCC
Aspergillus ibericus CBS 121593 is the source of this 2319-nucleotide messenger RNA. Its product is annotated as ferric reductase family protein. Gene Ontology annotation, biological process: intracellular iron ion homeostasis; iron ion transport; copper ion import. The record is from RefSeq and is a predicted model, not a curated record. Gene Ontology annotation, cellular component: plasma membrane. Lineage: Eukaryota; Fungi; Ascomycota; Eurotiomycetes; Eurotiales; Aspergillaceae. Gene Ontology annotation, molecular function: ferric-chelate reductase activity. The coding region runs from base 242 to 2053 and encodes 603 amino acids. The transcript has 4 exons.